UCCAGCCCUCGCUCGCAGCCAGCCGCCUCGGGUCGCGAUGUCUCCGUGAGAAAACCGGGCGCGUGGAAAGUUGUGUUAAAUGUUUGAAAUUACAACGCGCGCGCCGAGAAGGGACUCCGCUCCUCGUGCGCGCGACAGCCUCCGCCGAGCGACGGCCGAAGUAGUCGGAGCCGGGACGCAGAGAAACUCUUCUCUGUGACGCUUUAAGACAAACUCCCUCAAAGUGGCUCACGUUCUCGCCAACCAGCCCGGCGCGACGGCUGCUGUUCAGCCCGCCUGGAGGACUGUGAGCAGCAGCAGCAGCAGCAGCAGCAAGAGGAUGGCAUCAGAGCUGGCAAUGAGCAACUCCGACCUGCCCACCAGUCCCCUGGCCAUGGAAUAUGUUAAUGACUUCGAUCUGAUGAAGUUUGAAGUGAAAAAGGAGCCGGUGGAGCCCGAUCGCACCAUCAGCCAGUGCAGCCGCCUCAUCGCCGGGGGAUCCUUGUCUUCCACGCCGAUGAGCACGCCCUGCAGCUCUGUGCCCCCCUCCCCGAGCUUCUCGGCGCCCAGUCCGGGCUCGGGGAGCGAGCAGAAGACACACAUAGAGGACUUCUACUGGAUGUCCGGUUACCAACAGCAGCUCAACCCAGAAGCGCUGGGCUUCAGCCCCGAGGACGCGGUCGAGGCGCUCAUCAACAGCAGCCACCAGCUCCAGUCGUUCGAUGGCUACGCCAGAGGCCAGCAGUUCCCAGGCGCAGCCGGCCCGGGAGGCGCCAUGGCCGGGGAGGAGAUGGGCUCCGCCGCGGCGGUAGUGUCGGCGGUCAUCGCUGCGGCCGCCGCUCAGAACGGGGCUCAGCACCACCACCACCAUCACCACCACAACCACAGCGGGGCCGGGGGAGGAGGAGGGGGCAGCGGAGGCGGAGGUGGCGGUGGCGGUCACCACCACCACCAGGCGCCGGGCAUCCAGUCCAACGGCGUCUCCGGGACAAAUCACCACCCGCACAUGCGCCUGGACGACCGCUUCUCAGACGAGCAGCUGGUCACAAUGUCCGUGCGGGAGCUCAACCGACAGCUGCGGGGGGUCAGCAAGGAAGAAGUGAUCCGGCUCAAGCAGAAGAGGAGGACCCUCAAGAACCGAGGCUACGCGCAGUCGUGUCGCUUCAAGCGCGUCCAGCAGCGGCACGUCCUGGAGGGCGAGAAGACGCAACUGGUGCAGCAAGUGGAGCACCUCAAGCAGGAGAUCUCCAGGCUGGUCCGGGAGAGGGACGCGUACAAAGAAAAGUAUGAGAAGCUCAUCGGCAACGGCUUCAGAGAAAGUGGCUCGAGCAGCGACAACAACCCUUCAUCUCCGGAGUUUUUCAUGUCAUCCAGAAAAUUCCUCCAUCUGUGAUUUCAAGCCCCAUUCCUCCGCGCCCUUGGCUCCCUCAGACAACUCUACAACUGAGCAGUUCGGACAUCAGAACGGCUGGCCAAUAGCAUGAAGACACCAACAAAGCACAACAUUCAAAAACGUCUUCAAUGGGGGGGACGAAAGACAGACCUGCUGAAAUCCCUCAAAACUGCUACUUCUGACUCUUUCCCUGAUAUUUUACCUCCAUUUUUUUCUCUAUAAAACACAAAAAAGGGAAAAAAUAAAAAGACUAAACUCAAGAGACAUUGACAACGGGAGGAUUAUUUUCCCUGCAGCAGUAACUUCACUAAUGCAUGCUUCUGUAAAUAGAUCAUAAUAAAACCGUUCCCACACUUCUGAUGCGGGCCACAUACCAAAUCAUUCUCACCAUCCCAUAAACCUUCACGACUGUGUAUAGUCCUCAUGGCCCACCAUUUUCCACAUGAAGCCACUAUCCUUCUUGUUCCAGACACCAUAUAAUUAUCAUUUCCAGUAUCAUUUCUCUUCAGCUUAUUGGGACUGUAAAAAGGCAAAAGUGCUUCCAAUAAUCACUGUUCUGGUCUUCCCCCUCCAGUAUCCAUUUUAGUACAUGUAAAUAGAGCUGGACGAAGACAAACAUGAAACACUAUACACUACAUAGUGUAUCACUGCAGCUCUUCCGUACUAUAGCUCUCAACAUUCAUACAUGGAUAUUUUAGAAAUAUUUUUGUUCUAAUAUAAACAUGCUAAAACACAAUUAUGUGGUUUUAUUAGACUGCAUAAAGAUCUUAGCUAUAGGAAAAGACAUGCUUGAGACAUUACAAGGCAACACCACAAACUAUAUCUGUAAUAAUGAAGCCGCCGUGAAAAGGAACCGUCUGUGUUUCAAGAGUUGAACAUGGCUUGGAAAAAGUUAAAUUUCUCUUUAUACUGGUAUUAUUCGGAUGUUUCCUUCAUUCAUUAGCUUCAUUCAUUGUAAUUUUUCCUGUUGGAGCUGCCCACCUCCUCCUUUUAGGGGCAACCUUUUGCUUUGCAUGGUUGUCGGUGCUCUCCUCCUGACCUAAUAAACGGGAAAGAACACCUCAUCGAUUGCAAUGUAAACUAGGACACCUCUGUCGUCAGUGGACCAUUAUGAUAAUCAGAUGGACUGACAGACAAGAUGCCAAACCGGUGGACAGACAACUUCAGUGGAAACGAAAGACAACUUUACAUGGUCAACAGGGAACCGAACACCGCACUUCCACCAUUUUACACCCCCUACCUCUAAGUGAGUGAUCUGCACAGAGGCUUCUAUCACUUUUUUACGACUCCGUCAAUCUGCUUCCCUGCUGCAUGACACGAGGAGAACCUUGCUCUUUGUUGGAUGCUACAGGCAGCCAUUUCACUUGAGGAAACAAAUUGUUCACUUUGACGCUCAGUGAAAUAAGCUAGAACAUGCUAAGAGGUUUGCAACCAAAACACAGCAUUGCUAAAAUAUACCACUGUAUAUAUGUACAGUAUUUCGACACUGUAUAGCCAGAGAUGCUGCAUGUUGAGUUGGAACUUGAUCACUACAUAAGCCUCAUCACUUCUCCUCACAAGUAACACAACAUGUUGAUUUAACUCACCUAUUCCUAUGGUGAACGUUGCUACUCAACCUAAUAGGCAACAGCAGAGUUGAUAGGUCUUAACCUAUUUUAAAGGACACGUAACCUCACUUUGGAUGUCCCACAGAACCUGGCCACAGUGAGCGUGGGUGAAAGAUGAGAAGAAGGGAGGCAAACUGGGGUGCACCAAUUAAAUGGCAGCUUACAAAGUGGUACAGGGCAUCGUGCCAGCAGCUGUCCAUUCAUCCAACGUCAAAAGGAUUUGUACAUCUCAGUGAAUCAACACGCUGCCAGGAAAGUCCAAAACUAAAGUACAGAUCAGAAAGUGAACAGUAUCCAACUUUUAGUUGUGUCCGUUCACCCCUAAAAGUAUAUAUGUGUUCAAAAGCGAUAUUGAAGAGCUCAACUCACCAACUGACCUUAAAUUGUUAGCAUGUUAUGUUGCUAGCUCUCUAGCCUGCCAUGACCUUAUAUCCUGCUUGAUGUUUACUUUGUGCUAAUGAGGAUCAGAGGCUUCGAACUGAGUUUACAUGAUUCCCAACUAUAAUGCUAUACAUUUUUCCUACUACUGUUUAAUUAAAGGCUAUAUAUUUUAAAAUAUUAGUAGAUGGUUCCUGACGUGACCAUUAGGCAGCAUUUGCUCGCCAAGACUCCCCAAGCUCAAGAUGUAUGUCGCCAUUCAAAGGGGGAGCGCAGGCAAUACAUACAGUAGAAUGUGCAUACAAACACAGAGCGAAAUAUAUUAUUUUUGCUGUCGGAGACAGACACACACACACACAUACACAGACUAAUCUAAAGAGCAAGGCAGUAUGUAAACAGAUCGUCAACAUAAUGGGAUUGUUCAGUGUGCAACCAAUAAGCUGUUAGCGUAAUCAGAGGUCAAAGAUAUAUUACCCACUUGGCCAUGUUGUAGGUAUAUUAACAUGAUGGAUAUGUGGGUGGGCAGGUGGGUUGUUGGGAUGCAAAUGGUAGGGAACUCUAUGGAUGCAGAGUCACCCAUUAGUCUACCUUUCUCUCCUCUGCAUCCUUUCUCUUUGCUCCACUGACUCAGCUUCUUCACCCACUUCUUUAUGAGACGUUUCUCCUAUUGUUUACUAUGUCUACUCAUGUGUCACACAAUUUACAAAAUUCCUAACCGUCAAUUAAUCAACUAAUCAAUUUAUCUUCCCAUCUGCCCAUCCCAAGUAUAAUCAUUUUUAGAUGAACAUACUGAUAAACAUAUCUCCAGUUUUCUGUGCUUGGAGCACAUAAGUGUCAGUCAAGAUGGAGGAUAUUGUAGUGCCCUUUCAGUUAAUUAACUUACAGUGUGUGGCCACUUUUUUAACUAGUUGAAAAGUCCAUGUCCAUCUGACUAAACACCCCAUCAAUGUCAUCACUGGCUCUGUGGACCAGUGGCAUUGAUUCACAGGGGGACAAGCGUUAAAAGCAAUUUUUAAGGUAGAGGAUAUGUAAAAAAAUGACAUUCAUAGUCCUGCUCAGUGCUGAAAUCCAAAACCAUAAGGAAGCAUUUAGCGGAUUUAUGAUGAUAUGAUUUUUGUUUCACUACCAAUUAAGAAUAAUUGUAAAACCAACAUUGUUUCAAAAUUGAAAUGUGUUUGCUGUUACAUUGAAGUAAAGGGCUCUAUUUUUGUGAAUAGUGCAAAUACAACGCUGCGAACUCUGCAAGGAGACGGGCUAGACUCAGUAAUUUCAUGGACCGCCUUACAACCCAGCACAUUUAAAAGUCUGGGCAUCACCACAGACACG
Phyllopteryx taeniolatus (common seadragon) is the source of this 4683-nucleotide messenger RNA. It is a transcript of the gene mafa, whose product is annotated as MAF bZIP transcription factor a. Gene Ontology annotation, molecular function: DNA-binding transcription factor activity, RNA polymerase II-specific; RNA polymerase II cis-regulatory region sequence-specific DNA binding. The coding region runs from base 320 to 1372 and encodes 350 amino acids. The record is from RefSeq and is a predicted model, not a curated record. NCBI's taxonomy places the organism in Eukaryota, Metazoa, Chordata, Actinopteri, Syngnathiformes, Syngnathidae. The transcript is spliced from 3 exons. Gene Ontology annotation, biological process: regulation of transcription by RNA polymerase II. Gene Ontology annotation, cellular component: nucleus.